Messenger RNA from Bursaphelenchus okinawaensis, 3799 nucleotides. Lineage: Eukaryota; Metazoa; Nematoda; Chromadorea; Rhabditida; Aphelenchoididae. The record is from the annotation of a GenBank genome assembly.
AUGAGGUUGAAACAUGACUACCAGUUCACAGUACUAUGGGUACGUUGCUGCUUAAUCCUAGCCCUAUUCCAACCGGUUUUUUGCUCACCUCUACUGCCAAACACAUCAGCACGGUUGCCAGAAGUAGUGUACCCAAAGAAAUCACAAUCAAAUAACUUGUGGACUAAUGCGGCCGUCCAAAAUGGCGUGUCCAAGGGUAAAUCGACCAGUAAGAUUAACGUUUAGUUUCAAUUUUAAUUCAGACAAUUCAGCCAAAAACAGUGGAAACACAAGUUAUGGCAUGCCAGUCGGACCGGUUCACAAAGCGAGGAGGAAAACGUAUGCUCAAAAACAGUAUAUCAGUACAAAGGAAGCUAGGAUAGUGCUCGCGCCUUUGGAGGGUGAAAAGUAAGUUGGAUAAGUAUUAGGUUUAUAGAUUUAAUUCUAAUGAGUGAACAAAAGGUAAAAUACGGGCCGCCAUAAUAGAGUAAAAAUAAUAUUAAGCUACAAAGGGCUACAGUUUGGUUAGGACAAAACCAGCGUAGGGUUAUGCUAAAAAAUAGGUAUGAGUAGAAGUAAGGGUAGAAUAAAGGACGGUAAGACAAGAGUAAGGCCAGAACAAGGCUAAAGAGAAGCUAGAAUAAAGCUAGAGUAGGGCUAAAACAAAGCUAGGCUAAGACUAGAUAAAGUCCAGUACAAGGCUAGCAAAAGCCUAGCGUAGAGCUACGGUAUGGAUAGAAUCAAGCGAGGAUAAGUAAGGUAAGCUUAGAAUAAGGCUAGGGCAAAUAUAUAGUGCCGCUAAGGCGAGGCUAGGUUAGUGUAGUAUAAUAUAAAGCAGGACUACAACCAGUGCCGGGCGGGGACUUCUGGUCUGGGGGCGGGGGUCGAAAAAAUCGACACAUGUGUAUUUAGGACUGAAGUAAGGUUAGGAUAGGUUCAGCUUAAAGCAUGGUAAAGAAAGCUUAGGAUAGAACUACGUAAAGCUGUAGUAAGGCUAAAGGUAACUCUAUGGUAAAGAUGGGUAAGACUAGGUUAAUUUAUGGUAAUGUAAAAUUUAAAAAAUGUGUUUUUUCAUAAAAAUUCUGCUACAAUAAUAUAAAUAUUUAGAGUGUACACUUUGGAAAAAUACGUUGUAGUAUCAAGUGAACAACCAGAGCGACAAGAAAGUACAAAACGACCGAAAGGACCGAGUAAGUUACUUUUUAUCAUUUUUCAAACCUUUUUACCUAAAAAACCAGAAAAUGUUGUAUUUUACCUACUAUAAUAUAGCUAAAACUUCAUUUUCACAAAUUUAAAAUCUUUAAAAUUUAGAAGCAGCAGUAGCGGCAGUAAAAACGAAGGCUAAUGUACAAGAGCUAGUGGCUUUGAAGCGCACUACAAUGUCGGAAUAUGCAACGUCUACGACUGAUAAGCCUUCUUUAGUCAUUGGAGAAGUAAGAAGGCCGGUUUCUGCUGAAAGCGAGGAAAAACAGGUAAGUUGUUACUUAAAUUCCAUGUAUUUUUAAAAUUAGAGUAGGGCUGUUACCAUACUUUAAGUACGGUAGGGUAGGUAAGAAACACUUUAUCAUACAGCAGUCAAAUUUUCAAAGAAUCAAAAAAAUUUUUAGCCAAAGAACUUAGCACCUCCAGCCUACGGUUCCAACGUUCACUUAGUCAGCCAUGACACCAGCAACUCGGCCGAAAUCAAAUACCCAGCUAAAAGUUGGCAGCUACCUCCAGCCUUACUAGCUGCUAGACUAAAAAAGAGUGGACUAGAUACGGCAAGAGAACUGAAUUCAGUAGAAGAUGAAAAUCUAGAAGAAGCACUGGAAUUGUUUUCAAAAGCAAAUGAUAAACAUAAUCAUCUGAUGAGUAUGGGGCCGAGAAGCAAGAACAUUUCAAUGGUCGAUGUUUUACAAAAGGCUUUUGGAGAGACCAAGCCUAAACCACAGGUAAAAAAUAUAGUUUUGAACAUUUUAUGAAAAGGAUUAGUUGGGAAGUCUUAGAGUAUAUGAAGAAAGGUAGGGUAGACAAGGGUAGAGUAGAAAAAGAAGGUAGGAUAGAGAAGGGUAGGGAAAUUAGGAAAAAAAGUGGGGAUUUUGUAGGUGGUGAGAGCUUACCAUACUCGGAUUUUUUUCCUUUUCUAGUAGGUUUUGCCAUUAUCUUGCACUAGCUUCACCUAGACUAAAAAUGAGUCUACUAGGCAUGAUCUGAGCCAAAAUAAAUUUGAAAUGACCGGGCCAAAGCAUUAAGCCGGUCCAGCCUCUUUACAAGUUGUUGCUUUAAAUCUUGUUGGUUGAUUUAUUUGUUUUUAAAUUUUUUUUGUAUUAAUUUAAGUUUAUCUAACAAUAAGCCUUAUUUCAUUUCUACCCUACCUAUGCUCAGCCCUACCUUGCUUUUUUUUAUUUUUAGUUUUACCCUAUCUCUGCUCUGCUGAGUCUGGGAAUAAUACUACUAAUCUAACCUUACUCUAGUUUGACCUUAGCGUAGCUAACUCUAGUUCAGACCUUCUACUCUAAAUUUAGUAACGCUCGACGCUAUUUUGUUUCCAGACCUGUCUUGUUGGUCUAUUAUUUGUAUUUUUAAAGUUACCUUGUAUAUGUCAUACUUGUUUAUUUACCUUAUUAAAUGUCAUACUUAAUAUAAAAGUUUUCAAAAACUUUGAAAUGAUAUCAUAUUUUUUUAAAUUAUGUUCAGAUGACAUUUGUGGACCGUCAAAAGUUCCGUGCUACAUUUGCUACACACAAAUCAGAAGCGCAGCAAAUCAUUCCAUUACCACCGGCUCCUUUUGGAGAUGAAAGUAGGUGACUUGACAGUAUUUGCAUAUGUUUAAAUACUAUUAAUUUUUUAGACAUAGUUUACUGCCAAAAGAAUUAAAGCAUACCGUAUUUUACACUAAAAAACUUUAAAAUUUUAGCUGAUAUGGACCUAAUCCAAGAAUCUCUUCGUCGACAAGGACAGCUCCCAAUCCAGCCUGUGCCAAUUCAAACCAAUCCUUCAAUAGCAGUGCCUGGACCCUUAUCAGCCUUAACCUCACCUCUUUCACCUCUACUAAGCGCCUUUGCUCCAGUACCACCAGCACCAUACAAUCAAAAUGUGCAGAUUUCCCCAGUCGUUUCUGGUGCUACAACGAGUAGUGGCUUGGACCCGAAUCAUAAGUUGGACUUGUGCUGUCGAAAACAAGGUGUCAAUGCGGUUUGUCAAGCCAUGUGUAACUUUGACACUUUUACGGAUCGAUCUGUAAGUUGGGUUUGAUAGUAGGGUAGGAUAGGGUUGGGUAGGGUAGAGUAGGGUAGGGUAGGGUAGAGUAGGGUAGGGUAGGGUAGGGUAGGGUAGGGUAGGGUAGGGUAGGGUAGGGUAGGGUAGGGUAGGGUAGGGUAGGGUAGGGUAGGGUAGGGUAGGGUAGGGUAGGGCAGGGUAGGGUAGGGUAGAGUAGGGUAGGGUAGGGUAGGGUAGAAUACGGUUUGGUAGGGUACGAUACGGUUGGGUACGGUAGGGUAAGGUACGGUAAGGUAGGGUAGAACGCAAGUUUUCGAGAUAUUUUAACAAUAACUGCCAUUUCUUUUUGUAGCUAGUAACCGCAGUGAUCUCAAACCAAUGUCCAGGCCCACAACUUGGUCAAGCCUUUGACUGUGCUUCCUCCAAGGUUGACCAUACUGACUGUUGUACUCGAAACAACGUUCAUCUACAUAAUGCAGGGCAGUGUAUGCCAUUCUGCCGUACACACGAACCAACACCACCCAAUGUCUUUACGUAUGUUGCGUGUCUGCAAGUGUUUGACACGAUUAAGAACUGCUAUCGUGAGUAUCAAUAUCAACAUCCCAACAUCUUUGGGGACUAA